Molecule: messenger RNA, 2073 nt
Organism: Humulus lupulus (European hop)
Lineage: Eukaryota; Viridiplantae; Streptophyta; Magnoliopsida; Rosales; Cannabaceae
Exons: 4
Coding region: 1-2073 (690 amino acids)
Source: RefSeq, a predicted model, not a curated record
AUGAGACCAGCAUUAGAAGAUUUAGCUAGUCAAUAUCAUAGGAAGAGUGAUUUUGUGAACCUUGGAGAUUCAAAUGAGCACAAUGAUGAAAGGAAUACAUUGCCUGACUUAUUUGCAGAAGCAGAAAAGGAGCUAUACUUUGGAUGUACAACGUUCUCAAUCUUAACAUUUAUUGUUAAUCUAAUGCACAUUAAAAAAGAGAAUAAAAAUGCUGAAAGAUGUUCUAUAUGUGGUCAUGAACGAUACAAAUCCCAAGGAACUAAAGGCAAGAAGAUCCCACACAAAAAGAUGCAAUAUUUUCCUAUAACUCCACGACUACAGAGACUUUUUAUGUCACGCCAUACAUCAUUUGAUAUGAGGUGGCAAAAGGAAGAACGUGUUGAUACAGAAGGUGUACUUAGACACCCGGCAGAUGCAGAGGUUUGGAAGGAUUUUGAUAGACAAUAUCCAGAUUUUGCAAAAGAAUCUAGAAAUGUAAGGCUUGGAUUUGCAACAGAUGGGUUCAAUCCAUUCAGUGAUUUAUCAAACUUGUACAGUAUGUGGCCAGUGUUACUAAUGUCAUAUAACAUGCCGCCAUGGAGAUGCAUGAAACGAGAAUUCUUAAUGAUGACAUUAUUGAUUCCUGGACGUCGUGCUCCAGGAAAAGACAUAGAUGUCUAUUUACAACCUCUGAUCGAUGAGCUGAAAGAACUAUGGGAAAAUGGUGUACGUACUUUUGAUAUUAUUGAUAAAGAAUAUUUUACAAUGCGUGCAGCAAUAUUGUGGACGAUCCAUGAUUUUCCAGCAUAUGGUACUGUAUCUGGGUAUAGCACUCAAGGUUAUAAAGCUUGUCCUGUUUGUGAAGAUGACACAUCUUCAUUUCGAAUAAGAGGAAAAACAUGUUUCAUGGGUCAUCGUCGAUAUUUGUGUCCGAACCACCAAUGGCGCAAUGAUAUGGAGUAUGAUGGUACAAUCGAACGACGUUCACCUCCAAGAAUUUUAACAGGAGAUGAAAUCUUAGAUAAAUUAAAAGGUGUAUGGAAAUGUAGGGCAGGUAAAAAUGAUAAGAUCAUUAAGGACGAUAAGCAACAAAUGAAGGAUGCAUGUUAUGAAAAUAACACGAACUGGAGGCGAAAAAGUAUUUUUUGUGAGUUAGAAUAUUGGCCUAAAUUAAAACUAAGACAUAAUUUGGAUGUGUUGCAUAUUGAGAAAAAUAUAUGUGAUAGUGUAGUUGGUACAAUAUUUAGUAUUGAUGGGAAGUCUAAAGAUACUGAUAAGGCAAGACUUGAUUUACAAGAUUUAAAUAUUCGUAAGCAGCUACACAUGAAAAAGAACGGGAACAAAUGGUUCAAACCAGUAGCAUGUUAUACAUUAUCAGCGAAGGAACGACAAGAAUUUUGUACGUUCAUAAAGUUCGUAAAAUUUCCUGAUGGAUAUGCUGCAAAUAUUUCUCGGAAUGUUAACAUGAAAGAUGGAAAGUUAUUUGGGUUGAAAAGUCAUGAUUGUCAUAUUUUAUUACAGAGGUUGUUACCUAUUGGUUUAAGGCCAUAUUUGAAAAAAAAAGUAAUGGAUGCUAUUGCUGAGCUGUCGUUAUUCUUCAAAAAGCUAUGUGCGAGGACAUUAUGUGUGAAAGACUUAGACGAAUUGGAAAAGGGCGUUGUACUCACGUUGUGUAAAUUAGAAAGUAUCUUUCCUCCUGCCUUCUUUGAUGUAAUGAUUCAUCUUAUGGUUCACUUGCCAUUAGAAGCUAAGUUAGGUGGUCCAGUACAAAUGCGAUGGAUGUAUUCAAUCGAAAGAGAAGAGAAAAAAGUCAUAUGUAAGUCAUUUACAGAGAUAAAAGUGUCUGAUGACUAUUCAUCCAACAUCAGAAACUUGGUAUCCAUGGGGGAUUUGAAGCUGAUUGAAGAGGAAAUAGAAUUUUGCUCAGAAUACAUGAGUGGAGUUCAGGGAAUCGGAAUCAACAAACCACGGAAUAACUCAGAUGGGGUUGAUAAAGGACUACGAGCGAGCAGAACAGUGAUCACCGUAUCUAGGGUAGAAUUAGAUCAAGUUCAAUUAGUUGUGAUGCAAAAUAAUUUCGAGAUUCAAUCAUAA